Molecule: messenger RNA, 4755 nt
Organism: Neogale vison (American mink)
Lineage: Eukaryota; Metazoa; Chordata; Mammalia; Carnivora; Mustelidae
Gene: SLC25A44
Product: solute carrier family 25 member 44
Exons: 4
Coding region: 1726-2670 (314 amino acids)
Biological process (GO): branched-chain amino acid catabolic process; transmembrane transport
Cellular component (GO): mitochondrion
Molecular function (GO): branched-chain amino acid transmembrane transporter activity
Source: RefSeq, a predicted model, not a curated record
CAGCCGCGUGCUGGCCCGCCGCUCAGCCUGGUCAGUCCCUCCACCAGCACCCUGGGAAAGCAGAGGCAGCUCUUGGUUUCUCUGGAGCAAAGCUGAGAGAAAUCUGUGGUCAUCUGCAGGCCCAGGAGCUUAUGUUUAACCCUUUAACCCUUGAGUGACCAGCAGCCAUGAAAGCAUUAAUGCUGCCUACCACAGGUGGGAGGGACCCCGCUUUAGACUGUGCAGCGUGACUUGUGUCAGAACUCCUCACUUCCGUGGGGUAGAAGGCAUGGUCAGUACAGGAGAAAUCUUGGCGCAUAUCCUGCCUCCACCAUGACCUUGGACCUGUUCCUUUUACUUCUCUCUGAUGCCGAAGUGUCUAACUGUGCACAGGUGAGGUUCUAAGGUCACAUGAGGUGACAGGUAUUCGGAAAAUCCUUGAGUCUCUCUCUGCUCAUCACCCAGUGGUGUUGGAAACAUGACCUUGGGACCCUUAAUACCAGACACUCUGGGAAGGUGACAGUGACCACCUUCUCUUGAAGGCCUCAGAGGAGAGGACUGUGGGGCUUGGUGGGUGUCCCCAUCUGAGGCUGGGGAGGAAGGGCCACUUUUGCUCGCAGCAAGUGACACGGCAGCCUUCCUUUCGUUAUUUCCCACAUCCUAGAUGCUCCUCCUGGGCCCAGCUGGUUGUUCUAAGCCAUCGUUUGCUGCUCUCGAGGUCUCCAUGCAUUCCUGCUCUGUCCCCAUGGCUCUGCCCUGCAGGGUUCCUCCGCUGGCCUCACCUGGAAGCUGAGGUUUUCCCUCAGGGCACAGGUGUUUGGCUCGCCCUGCAGGCAGCCUGGCCUUCUGUGCCAGUGACACAGUCCCGCUGUGGGGGGGCUCCCCGGAAAGAUCACUGUGCUUCUCUGCUGACUUCCAUGGCAAAGCGAGAAGCUCCUCAGGCUACUUGGGACCUUUGGUUGGGAGAGGUGGUUGAGGAUGGAUUCCAUUUAGACACUUGACAUGAGGUUGGCUAAGGCACUGGCUUCAGGAACAUUUCAGCUUCUAGAGUUGUCCCUUUAAUGUGGCCACCUCCUUACCAAGCCUGUCGGGAUUUCUCCCAAAGCCUGGGGAGCCCCUGACUUCUCGCUGCCAGUUCCACCUCCCCGUUUCCACUCUGGCUAAAAAUGUCCGGUGUCCUGUGCAGGAACACGUUCCGUUGUCGCUCAGGGCAUGUCCAGUAGAUCAUGACCCAUUGCUGGACGGUUCUUAAGUUGGAAGGUCCCGGUUUCAUAUGGUUAUUGCAUUAGUGCUGGGUUUGCUGGAGAACUUCGGUGGUGGCCAGGCCUGACAUUAGAGCCGCGGCAACGUACUUUGGCCUGGUUUCUGUCUGAGUCUUAGAUCCACUCCCCAGAGGGAUUGCUGCUGUCUUUGAAAACAGACUGUGCACGUCUGGAAGGCAGAGGCGGUAUCUUCCUAUCGCUUGGGUCUCCCCUCAUUGUACAGCACAGAGGUGACGAUUUCUGUGCGCAGGGGUGAGAAGUGCCGGGCCUGCCCUGUGCCCUAUGGUUCUCCAGACUUCAGGGAAACCUCUUUUCUCUCUGCUGGUUCUUUUCUCUAGAGCGAGUUAUCUAAUAACCAAAGGGGACUCUGACCUUUGGCUUGUUGCUAACUUUCUAUCCUUUGCUGGAGGGCGGGGAGUGGGGGCAGACUUUCUUCUAAUGCAGGCUGCAGGGAAGAUAAGUGUAGUGAGGGUCUGUAGGCGCCAUGGAGGACAAACGCAACAUCCAGAUCAUCGAGUGGGAGCACCUGGACAAGAAGAAGUUCUACGUGUUUGGGGUGGCCAUGACCAUGAUGAUCCGCGUCAGCGUCUACCCGUUCACCCUCAUCCGCACCCGGCUGCAGGUCCAGAAAGGCAAGAGCCUCUACCACGGGACCUUCGAUGCCUUCGUCAAGAUCCUGCGAGCCGACGGCGUGACGGGCCUCUACCGGGGCUUCCUGGUCAACACCUUCACGCUCAUCUCCGGCCAGUGCUACGUCACCACGUACGAGCUCACCCGGAAGUUCGUCGCUGACUACAGCCAGAGCAACACGGUCAAGUCGCUGGUGGCCGGCGGCUCGGCCUCCCUCGUGGCGCAGAGCAUCACGGUGCCCAUCGAUGUGGUGUCCCAGCACCUGAUGAUGCAGCGCAAGGGCGAGAGAAUGGGCCGCUUCCAAGUGCGAGCGAGCCCCGAGGGACGAGGGGUGGUAGCCUUUGGCCAAACCAAGGACAUCAUCAAGCAGAUCCUGCGGGCUGACGGGCUCCGAGGCUUCUACCGGGGGUACGUGGCGUCACUGCUUACCUACAUCCCGAACAGUGCUGUCUGGUGGCCCUUCUAUCACUUCUAUGCAGAACAGCUCUCAUACCUCUGUCCUAAGGAGUGCCCGCACAUCGUCUUCCAGGCUGUCUCGGGGCCCCUGGCUGCGGCCACUGCCUCCGUCCUCACCAACCCCAUGGACGUCAUCCGCACCCGAGUGCAGGUGGAAGGCAAGAGCUCCAUCAUCCUGACCUUCAGACAGCUGAUGGCAGAAGAGGGGCCCUGGGGCCUCAUGAAGGGCCUCUCGGCCAGAAUCAUCUCAGCCACGCCCUCCACCAUCGUCAUCGUGGUGGGCUACGAGAGCCUCAAGAAGCUGAGCCUCCGGCCGGAGCUGGUCGACUCCCGACACUGGUAACCCGCGGCGGGAGCCAAGCCCACUGGUGGCCGCGCUGCUCUGGGGCAGGGGCCGCGUGGGGAGGGUGGCGCCGUCCCCCGACGGGCUCCCCGCCACCCCACAUCUGCAGCCCUACCCCAGGGGGCCUAUCUGGGACAGGGCAGAGACGGAACGGCUCUUGCUGAAGAGCCCACACCGGGACCCCCUCGCCCGUUACUUUUCGUUUUCUUGCCCUACUGGGCUCUCUGGCUCAGUCCCGGUCCUCAGCCCCGUCCUGAGGAAACCCACCGUCCAGUGCCACCGCCCCACGCCCUGCGGAACCUCUUCUGGCUUCCCCCACCGUCUGUGUUCCUGAGACCCUGACAAGAGCUGUACAUAGAGCUUGCUUCCCGUCACUGGUCUUCUCCUGGGCCCUCAGCCCCACUCCCAUCGGCUGCCACGAGCCCUCUCCCGCUGCCUUCCGCGGGCCCGCUCGUGUUUACUUCGGGACUGAGCUGCCCGCCGGACUGCUCUGCUGCUCCCUGCCGACGGGGCGCUGGGGGCACGGGGCCGGCACUUCCGCGCGGGGAGUCGGAGCAGCGAGAACCUCUGGUGUUCCAGAGCACUUGUCCUCUCUUUGGAGAGGUAUUAGGUCGGGGACAAAUGUUGAUCCUUUAUCUUGUUUGUGUUUUUUUAACACCUGUGAACUAGGUACUGUCAGUCCUGCUGAAGCGCCGAUCCUGCAGUCAGAGCCCACCCCUUCCUCAGACAGGUGGAAAACGCGGCUUUUCCCUCAAUCCCGAUUAUCUGUCCCGUCCACGUUCCUUCCGAGCCAGCAGCCCUCGGACGUGCAGGCCCGGGGUGACUAGAGGGUCUGCCAGGCAGAGAGAACAGCCGGUCCGGGGAAGCCCAGUGGAGCUCUGGGCCCUAGGCAGUGGGGCCACCUGUGUCUGUACCCGGGUCAGCGGGACUCACGGACACACAGGCCUCACAGCGGGAGCCUCCGAGUCGUGGAACCACUGGAGUUUCUCUCCUCAUCCCAGGGAAGUGUCUUCCCGGUCACAGGCCUCCCGAGGGGUGCUGGGAGAGUCAGGAGCAGGGCACGAAGCCACCUGCCCACGACCGCUGCACUUACCAGCCCGACACUGCCCUGCGCGGCCGCCCAGCACUCCUCCUUCCCCACAGGCCGCUGCCACCCAGGCUGCCACACCCACAGAGGUCACACGUGUGGCUGGAGGAGCCUUCCCGCCUCUCUUCAGUCCCACCCCGGGAUAUGGCCGCGGUGCCGUGAAAGGUGCUAGCUACCGGAGGCCUUGACACUUCUACGGCUGCCCCCUUCUGUCUCCCUGGCCAGGUCAGAGCCAGACCCCACUUCUCCACCUCUGUCCACCUGGGUCUGUCAGAUCUUUGAGGGCUAACCCCCUUCACCUCCCUUUGAUUUUGUGUCCCCUCUUCUCCUCUGUCAGGUGUCCCCCAGUGUCUGUCCCCUAGUGGCUCCCCCCCUACACCAGGGUGCACAGGUGACUCUGACCCACUGCCCCUCAGUCACCCACCUGCCCAAGAGCCACCAGGAGGGUGAAGGCCAGGGCUCCUGUCCCUGCAGUCUCUGCCCUCGGCCCCACGCUGGCCACUCGGUCGGGCGGUGGCAGGAGGGGGAGUGCGUGCGCUCAGACUGCUUCCCCCCGCCCCGCCCACCCCCUCCUCCCGAGCUCCCCAUGCGGAGUGCCGCACCCGCCCUCUCUACCUCUCCCUCUGUCUGGCUGUCUCUCUGUCCACCUCUUUCUCCGUCUGUCUACCGCUCCCUCUUUCCUCCACCUCUCCCUCUGCCCACCUCCCUCCCUCGCACCGGCCCGUGCUCGGACAGGGGGCCCCGACACCUGGGGGGGCGGGUGGCCUCGGGUUACGGAGCGCUCGGGUGGGCAGCGGGCCGAAGGCGGCGGCCGCUGGACUUGCGGGGGGCUGGGCUGUGGCCCGCCCCGGAAGGAACGUGGGACAACGGGGGGCGGGCACGCAGGUGCAGCUGGCGCUUGGCACACUGGACUGCUGUGAACACGAGCGGCGGACACCCACUGUUGCACUGUACGAAGUCUCUGACGUGUGAUUAAACCUUUUUAAUGAGCCCCUGGG